Messenger RNA from Trichosporon asahii var. asahii CBS 2479, 1512 nucleotides. RefSeq lists its product as uncharacterized. The record is from RefSeq and is a predicted model, not a curated record. The transcript has 2 exons. NCBI's taxonomy places the organism in Eukaryota, Fungi, Basidiomycota, Tremellomycetes, Trichosporonales, Trichosporonaceae. Bases 1 to 1512 code for a protein of 503 amino acids.
AUGAUCCGCGCUCCCUCCAAGCGCCUCGGCCCCAUCGCCAAGCGGGGUCUGGAGACGGCAGCCCACCCUCCUCCUCCGCCUCCUAUGGACAUGGGCAUGGGCAUGAUGGGCCGCGCAGCCCGCAAGCCGCGCGCCGAAGGUGACAUCGGCUCCGUCUUCGCCUCGCUCAGCAACGAGAAGGCGCAAGCCCUGCCCCCGCGGUUCCGCGACCUGAAGCGAGUCCUCAUGGGCGACGCGGACAACCAGGCUCGCCUGAUUGCGUCCUGGACCCGUCUCACCGACCGGCUGGCGAGGGCCGCCAGCGACAUCGAGCGGAGACGGCAGGCCUGCGUCCCUGUUCUGAGCUACGACGAGCUCGUCUCUGGCGACGCCAAGGCCAUCGCCCGCUUCAAGGAGUGCGGCACAGCGGUGCUGACUGGCGUGAUCCCCGAAUCGACGGCGGAGCGGUGGCUGGGCGAGGUCGAGGCGUACGUCGCGGCCAACCCGGACGUGAAGGGCUUCCCGGCGGACGACAAGCAGGUGUUCGAGCUGUACUGGUCUCGCCCGCAGCUCGAGGCGCGUUCCCACCCCCGCGCCAUGGCCGUGCAGCGUGCCCUCCUCAACCUCUUCUCCGGCUCGGAUGGCCCCGCGGCCAAGCAGCCGCUCGCGUACGCCGACCGGCUCCGCGUCCGUCACCCCGGCGACAGCCGCUUCGCCCUCGGCCCGCACAUGGACGGCGGCAGUGUCGAGCGCUGGGAAGACCCCGCCUACAGGGCAGUGUACAGGGACAUCCUGACGGGACGGUGGGAGCAGUUCGACCCCUUCGAGCUCGGCGCGAGGGCGCGCGCGAACCAGAAUCUCUACGACGGACCCGGGGCCUGUGGCGUCUUCCGCGCGUUCCAGGGCUGGACGUCGCUCUCGCACACGGGGCCUGGUGAAGGCACUCUGCGCGUCUACCCGCGUCUGAGGGAGCUUUCCGCUUACACCUUGCUUAGGCCGCUGUUCCGCGCCCUCAAGACCGAGGCCGAGGUCGGACGCGAGGCGUAUCUGGCCAGCGAGAACUGGAUCCUGGACACGGUCACGAGCGACUUCCCCAACGCGCCUCCGGCGCGCUCGCAGGAGUUCAACGACGAGACACACCCCCACCUCCAGCUCGGACGCACAAUGGUGUCCAUCCCCCACGUCAGGCCGGGCGACCAGGCCUGGUGGCACGCGGACGUGAUCCACGCCGUCGAGGCCACGCAUGGCGGCAACGGGCCCAGCGCAGUCAUGUACAUCCCCUCUGUGCCCAUGACGCCGCUCAACGCAGCCUAUGUCGCGGACCAGCGCGAGGCGUUCGUGAACCGCAUCCCGCCGCCGGACUUCCCAGGCGGCGUCGGCGAGAGUGCCUUCCGCGGCACGGGCACGCCCGACGACGUCAAGGGAUCCGACGCCCGCCGGGCAAUGGGCCUCGAGAAGUUUGAGGUCUCCGACACCAUGCCCGCGAACGAGAGGGCGGUCGUCGAGGCGUGCAACAAGAUUCUCGGGUUCUAG